GCAGAAAAAUAUGACUUGGAGAGAUCUGUCUCUUUCAGAGCGAGGAAGUUAAGGUGUGAGCUGACCUCAUCUUUCAAAGCAUUUGCAGGGAAGUGAAAAUCAAGCUUAAACAGAGAGGCACUUGUUUGACCCAGAUGAAGAGCGUGAAUUAGUUACUUCUGAAGCCAAACUUGGUCAGAGAAGCACCAUGGCCUGUGCCGAUGUUGAAAUGGAAAUCGAUGAGGACGAAGGGGCCCCAGGCAGACCCCUCCCGAGAGAGCCGCCGAUGAUGCAACUGUACCAAGCUUCAGAGCUCUUACCGGACCAGAAAGGGCCUCUGUACAACCUGUUGCAGAAAAAACAACCUGCAGUAUUGGGGUCUCUGCAGAUGGUGAGUGGUCUCCUGAGUGUUGGAGUGGGAAUUAUUUUUGCAUUAACCCAAGAGAUGGAAGGCUCUUUGUUCAAUCUGUUUAGAGUUUCCCACCUGACUGGAACCCUUUUCAUCAUUGCUGGAGCUGUUUCCCACCUGAUUUUCAAAUAUCCAGAAUUGCUAAGUGUGUCCCUCAUGGCUAACUCGGGCUGUAUUAUUGUAGCUGUAGUUUCAGCUUGUCUGAUAAGUGUUGACCUGGCUUACUGGCGCAGAGAAAAUGAUCAGCAUUUGAGGAUGGAAGUGCUGGAAUUCUGUGUGUUGGGACUCGAGGUUUGUCUCUCUGCAAUCCUUUGCUUCUGGAUCUAUAAAGAGAAACGGGCCAAAUCAUCAUCAAGCUGAAGAAGACAUUUGAAACAAACUUCGUAAUUCAAAUAAAUUAUUUGGAUAGGACACUGGGGUUGUAUAUUAGUGCUGAAUAUAAUCUAGGUCUCUGUAAUAGCAGACUUUUUUGUUGGUUUGUGUGGCUUUCUGUUCCAUUGCGAUUGCCUGUAUAGGGGCAUGGGGCUGUGGUCUGCGCCUAAAAGUCUCACGAGGACACAGAAAUUGUGGUAAAUGAAUGUAAGCUCUCUCAUGUGAAGAAAAAAACCCUCCUCAUCCUUCGUCUCUCUGUGCAACGGUAAUAAUGAUCUAUAUGCAAAGGUCUCUGUGUGUGGUUUGACACUCAUGCUUUAGUAUCAGUGGAAAUAUCUGCAAGGUUUUUUUUUCAGAUGCGUAUACACUUCCAGCUGGUUUCACACACAGAAAGCUUUACCAAUCAAAGGUUAUGCGGGUAUGCGAGAAAUACGCAAAAAGUGUCAAACUUAACUGCUGUAAAGACAGAAAUACAACGUUAUGUUUUUAAACAUUUUAAUCACCUGUACAAACGUUUCAUUACAAAGGACUGGCAACAAAAUAAAAGAAACAUGACAGUUAAACAUUGA
Eleginops maclovinus (Patagonian blennie) is the source of this 1329-nucleotide messenger RNA. RefSeq lists its product as uncharacterized. The record is from RefSeq and is a predicted model, not a curated record. The transcript is spliced from 6 exons. Lineage: Eukaryota; Metazoa; Chordata; Actinopteri; Perciformes; Eleginopidae. The coding region runs from base 188 to 748 and encodes 186 amino acids.